AUGGUGCGACUUGUAGUCUAUGGUGCGGUUAGCACCUUUUUAGCCUUUUUGGUUGUGGCCGCGGCCUUCCGACAGAGAAGUAAUUUUUAUGCAGCUUGCAUAUAUCUUUCAAAAUCUAGUGCAUGUAUGAUGAUUCUGAUGAAUAUGGGAUUCUUCUUGAUGAUAAUAUUUGGGCAAAUUUUACAACACAUAUUCUUUGGAAGAUUGCGAGCUUUGGAAAUUGAACAUUUAUAUGAAAGAGCUUGGUACGCAGUUACUGAAACUUGCUUGGCAAUGACUAUUUUUCGAGAUGAGUUUGACACAAAAUUCUUCGUGACUUUUACAACAUUAUUGUUCUUGAAAAUCUUUCAUUGGCUAUGCCAGGAUCGAGUUGAAUAUAUGGAACAAUUAAGGGUGGUGCGUUUUUCUUUUCACCUUCGAAUGGUUGCCCUUAUGGAAAUCUUGUGUACCAUGGACUUCAUUUUGGUCCUUUAUGCCGUUGGUAUCACAAUGGAAAAGGGGCCUAAUAUGAUGAUUAUGUUUGCUUUUGAGUAUGCAAUUCUUGCCGCAACAAUAUUAUCAACAUUCUGCAAAUAUGUCUUGAAUAUAAUCGAAUUGAGGCGCGAGGAACCAUGGCAAAAUAAAUCUUUAUAUGUGUUUUACUUGGAACUUGUCACUGAUUUUUUCAAAUUGAUCACGUACCUCAUAUUUUUCGCAAGCAUCCUAAAAUCAUAUGGUCUGCCGCUUCACAUCAUUCGCGACGUAUAUGUCACGUUGCGAUCAUUUCUACAAAAAUGUGGUGACUUGGUCAGAUAUCGUCGGGCAACGAGAAACAUGAAUGAGCGGUACCCGAAUGCAACAGUUGAAGAGCUUGAAAGAUUAAGUGAUCGUACAUGUAUUAUAUGUCGUGAAGAAAUGAUAGCCGUGGUGGAUGUAGUUGCUAAUGUUGCCGAAGCGCCGCAAGGAGAUGCUGCAAGGGCCGCACAACAUAGAACACCACAGCAGCCACCUAAUAAUGGGUCAGGUGAUACGCCUAAAAAGUUGCCUUGUGGACAUAUUUUCCAUUUUCACUGUCUCAGGAGUUGGUUGGAAAGACAACAAAGUUGUCCUACAUGUCGAAGACCUGUAUUAGAAGCUCCACCAACACAACAACCACCACAACAGGCUGCACGCCCUGGGCCAGUUCCUCUUGGAGCUAAUUUCCCACAAGGAUAUUUUGCUAAUCCAAUGCCCGGAUUUAUGGUGUUUCCACCUCCAGCAAUGCAACCGAAUACUGAUAAUCAGUCGGAUUCUACAGCAGCAUCACAUACAUCCACAAAUAUUGAAGAACGAAUGACGAAUGAUAUCCCGGGAUUAAUCCCACUUUUUCCUACAUUGCACGGAAGGUAUUCCACUGGACCACCUAAUUUAGGAAAUGGAAAUCCACCACCCACUCUAGAUCAUUUAUCUGAAGAGCAAAUUCGAUUAUUAGAAACGGAAACACGGGAGGCACUUUCAGAGCGAAUAAGAAUAUUACAUAAUGUGGAUGGACAAAUAUAUAAUGCUAUCAGUGUUCUAACACAAACAUUAAGUGCAUUGCCCCCAGCACCACCUCCAAUACCUAGUAAUCAACGAGGGAACCAAACACAAACAGAUCCUGCACCAUCUAAAAAAAGCAAAAAAGUAGGUCAAGGUGCUGCCAGAUGUCUGACACGUAGAAUGUUGUUGUCAUUAAUAUAUACAAGCAAUAUCCCGCAAAAGAUCUAA
This is a messenger RNA of Ambispora gerdemannii, 1725 nucleotides long. The record is from the annotation of a GenBank genome assembly. Lineage: Eukaryota; Fungi; Glomeromycota; Glomeromycetes; Archaeosporales; Ambisporaceae.